AUGUCAAUAAUAGAACCACUUGCUUUUGGUUAUGCCAAAGAUCCAUGGUCUGUUUAUUUUGCUGGACGAAAAAUUGAAGGUGCAUCAUCAAUGACAUUUCAAGUAUUAGAUGAUGGUUAUUCAAAAGAUUCAUGGAAUGUUUAUUAUAUGGGUCAAAAAUUGGACGGUGCUUCAGUACUUUCAUUUGAAACAUUAGGUCAGGGAAUUGCAAAAGAUGCUUUCCAUCAUUAUUAUUGUGGACAAAAAUAUAAUAGUUUAACACCACCAAUGCAUACAUUCAAAUAA
Rotaria sordida is the source of this 285-nucleotide messenger RNA. Lineage: Eukaryota; Metazoa; Rotifera; Eurotatoria; Philodinida; Philodinidae. The record is from the annotation of a GenBank genome assembly.